AUGGGCAAGCCCCAUCAUGGUACCGUACUACCCAGAAACCGGCAUGCCCAUGGCUUCCACAAGGGUCCUGAUGGCGGUAUGUUUUCAUUAGAAGUUUGUGAGAGGUUGAAGGGAGAUCUCCAUGAGCCCCUUAAUAAGGAUUGUAAUUUAGGAUCAGAUGAUAAUGAGUUCCUCAAUUAUGUUUCUACAUUAGAUAAUCCCAAGACUUCAUUGGAUCUAGUAAAGUCAUGGAAGGAAGAAGGAAAUUCCUUUUUCAGUCAUAGGGAUAUUAAUGAUGCUUUAGAGUGUUAUGGUUUUGCUGGUGUGAUGCUUAGCCUAAUUGACUUGGAGGAGAAAGAUGCUAUAUUUUUUUGCGAAUUAGCUUUCUGCAUCUUGCUGAAUUUAGCUGCUUGUUUCCUGAAGAUAAAUGAAUUUGAUCAAGUUGGUCUUCUUUGCUCUGUUGUUUUAAGCUUUGACCCGUGCAAGGUAAAAGGUUUGUUUAGAAGAGCUAGAGCAUCGGUGGGAAUAGGAAGGUGUGAUCUAGCUUAUUGUGAUUUGCUACAAGCCUCUAAGAUUGACCCAUCAAACAAAGAAAUUGCUAAGAAAUUAAAUGAAGUUCAGAGUUCAUUUAUUAAGUAG
Messenger RNA from Beta vulgaris subsp. vulgaris (sugar beet), 618 nucleotides. RefSeq lists its product as uncharacterized. Gene Ontology annotation, molecular function: protein binding. Bases 1 to 618 code for a protein of 205 amino acids. The transcript is spliced from 2 exons. Lineage: Eukaryota; Viridiplantae; Streptophyta; Magnoliopsida; Caryophyllales; Amaranthaceae. The record is from RefSeq and is a predicted model, not a curated record.